UGAUGUAUGUGUAACACAAACACAACAUAGAAAGAAAAAUUAGUUUCUAUCUAUUUUGAAGAUAAGAAACAAAAUGGCUACAUUUGGGUAUUUGUGUGCUCUAAUAUUGAUGUGUAUCUUAGUGUCUAGCAAUGCUCAAUUACAACAAAACUUUUAUGCCAAGAGUUGUCCAAAAGCAGAGAAGAUCAUUUUAGACUAUGUCCAUAAACACAUUCCAAAUGCACCAUCUCUUGCUGCUGCCUUAAUCAGAAUGCAUUUUCAUGAUUGCUUUGUUAGGGGAUGUGAUGCAUCUGUGUUGUUGAAUUUCACUUCAAGUACAGGAAACCAAACUGAAAAAUUUGGUAUCCCAAAUCUAACACUUAGAGGUUUCUCAUUCAUUGAUAAUGUGAAGAAAAUAAUUGAAGAUGAAUGCCCUGGAGUUGUCUCUUGUGCUGAUAUUGUUGCCUUAGUUGCUAGAGACUCUGUUGUGGUCACAGGAGGUCCUUCAUGGAGUGUACCAACAGGAAGAAGAGAUGGAAGAAUCUCUAAUGCUUCAGAAACCUUAACAGACAUUCCAGCUCCAACUAGUAACUUUUCCACUCUCCAGAAUGAUUUUGCUAAGAAGGGUCUUGACCUCAAAGACUUGGUCUUAUUGUCUGGUGCUCACACUAUUGGAGUUUCUCAUUGCUCGUCAUUCUCAACGCGUCUAUAUAAUUUUACUGGAACUUUUGGUACUGAAGAUCCAUCUUUAGAUAGUGAAUAUGCAGCCAACCUUAAGGCCAAUAAAUGCAAAUCAAUUAACGAUAACACAACAAUAGUCGAAAUGGAUCCAGGGAGUUUCAGGACAUUUGAUCUUAGCUAUUACAAGCUUUUACUCAAAAGGAGAGGACUCUUCCAGUCCGAUGCAGCCCUAACAACAAGUACAACAACGAAGUCAUACAUCGACCAACUUGUCGCGGGAUCACUUAAAGAGUUUUACGCUGAAUUUGCUCAAUCAAUGGAGAAAAUGGGAAGGAUUGAAGUUAAAACAGGUUCUGAUGGUGAAAUUAGAAAGCAUUGUGCGGUUGUGAAUAGUUAAGAGGAGUCUUUGGUUCUUUCGGUUUGGGGCAAUAUGUAUCAUUAAUGAUACAUAUUGUUCCUUUUGCAUUUUUUUCUUCAUCAUGUUCCUUUUGUUAUCAUUCCGAUUUUUGUUCUACUGCGUGACUUGAUGAUUGUUUAAAUAAAUGUUGAAUGUAUAUGCAAUUCCUUCUUCUUCUUAUCAAGGCAUAAAA
Molecule: messenger RNA, 1250 nt
Organism: Solanum stenotomum
Lineage: Eukaryota; Viridiplantae; Streptophyta; Magnoliopsida; Solanales; Solanaceae
Product: peroxidase 3-like
Exons: 4
Coding region: 74-1057 (327 amino acids)
Biological process (GO): hydrogen peroxide catabolic process; response to oxidative stress
Cellular component (GO): plasmodesma; plant-type cell wall
Molecular function (GO): peroxidase activity; heme binding
Source: RefSeq, a predicted model, not a curated record